AUGAAAAGACUAGAAGCUAAUCUGCAAAAAGAGUUAAGCAUUAUCUUGAAGCAAGAAGAGCUUAUGUGGUUUCAAAGGGGUAGAACCAAUUGGUUGGCUGAUGGAGACCGCAAUACUCGGUAUUAUCAUAUGAAAAUAAUUACAAGAAGAAAGGGAAAUAAGAUAUUAAUGCUGAAAGAUGAUGAAGGAAAUUGGGUAGAGGAUCAUGAUGCAUUGGAGCAGCUAGUUACGAAUUAUUUCAAAACCAUGUUUGAUAGCACUAAUCUUUGUUGUCAAUGGUCCCAAUGGUCCCAAACUGAGAUAUCGUAUCCAAAGAUUAGUGCUGAUAUAGUGCAUAGCUUAGAUGAGGAUAUUAAGGCGGAGGAAGUGAUUCAGCCACAUUUUGUCAAUCAAUUCCGACCAAUUUCUCUUUGCAAUACCAUCUAUAAGAUUGUUACCAAGGUGAUUGUGGAAAGGCUUAAACCCCGUAUGCAGUACCUUGUUUCCCCGUUUCAAACAGGAUUUGUCCCUGGGAGAUCAAUACAUGAGAACAUCAUUAUUGCCACAGAAGCAAUGCAUAAUAUGUCUAAAAAGAAGGGUAAAAAAGGAUACUUUGCCAUUAAGAUUGAUCUUGCUAAGGCUUAUGAUAAGAUCAAUUGGAAGUUCAUCUGGCGAGUUCUUACUGAGAUAGGAUUACCUGACAACUUGAUAAAUAUUAUUAUGCACGGUGUUACGAGCGUCGAGACUGAUAUUAAUUGGAAUGGCAGCAGAAGUGAUUUCUUUCGUCCCAAGCAUGGCAUUCGUCAAGGAGACCCGAUGUCACCGUACCUUUUUAUGUUAUGUAUGGACAAACCCUCUCAUAUUAUUGAGCAGAAAGUGCAUCAGAAGGAAUGGAGAGGCGUGCAACUGGGUUCGAAGGGGUUGGGGAUUUCUCACCUUAUGUUUGCUGACAAUCUCUUGAUGUUUGGCGAAGUGAAUGAAAGGCAAAUGAAAUGUGUGAUCAACUCUCUUGAUACUUUUUGCAAGCUUUCAGGUCAAGAAGUAAGUAGAGAAAAAUAUAGUAUUCUUUUCAUAGAGAACGUAAAAAGAAGCUUGAGGAUGAAACUGGUGCAUUUGUCUGGCUAUCGUGAGACAAGUAAUUUUGGCAAAUAUCUUGGCAUCCCGUUGAGUGGGAAAAACCUGAAGCGACAUGAUUACAACUAUAUUAUUGAGCAGAUUUCUACCAAAUUAGCUAGCUGGAAAGCGAGGAACCUUUCUAUGGCGGGUAGAAUAACUCUUGCGAAGAGUGUCAUAGAGGCAACCCCCACCUACCCUAUGAUGACUAACAUCCUUCCAAAAGCCUGCAUAAAGGAAAUACAGCGCUUGCAAAUUAGUUGGAAAAUGAUGAACAAUGAUGCAAACCUAUGGUGCAAUAUUCUUCGAAUGAAAUGCAUGCCUAAUAUGCUGCAAUCUAGUGUGUGGAGGAUUGGAGAUGGAGCUGAUAUCCAUGCUUGGAAUGAUAUUUUGAUUGGCAUGGGAAAAAAUAUUGUAGACUAUCAUGUGGACAUCCCGACUAUCUUACCUCCAUUGGACCCGGAAGAGAGAGAUAGUAUUCGAUAUGUUGGAACUAUGAAGGGAGAUUUUUCUGUUGGGAAUAAUUAUAGAGAUUUGCAGCAUGACACAGAUGAAGAAUAUUGUGAGAAGACAGACUACCGUAGAACAAAUCUCUUAGAGCCCUCCGGAGCCAGAUUUCGUGAAACUGAAUAUCGAUGGACUUGUGGAAAAGAUAGUUUAUCAGGUUGUGGUGGUGUCAUCCGUGACAGCAGGGGUUGUUGGCUUUGCGGUUUCUCCAAGCUUAUUGGAUAUUGCAGCGCGUUCACAGCAGAGGCGUGGGCAAUUUUUGAAGGCCUCAAGUUAACCUUAGCAAGAGGAUAUGUGAAGAUUAUAGUGAAUAUGGAUGCGAGAAAGGUUAUCGAAGCAAUUUUACGAAAGGAUAACAAAGGCUAUUCUGACUCGGCGUUGAUUCAGCAGAUUCGUUUGCAUAUGUCUAGUCACGAUGUGGUUAUUUUAGAGCAUACAUUUUGGGAAGUCAAUUCCAUAGCUGAUAAGCUUGCUAGAGACGCGAGACUGUUAAACAAUGGAUUUCAAAUCUUUGAAGAGGCUCCUGACCAUAUCAUGGUUCUUCUUCAAAAGGAUUCUGUUGGGAGCUCUUUUGAUAGAGUUGUUGAUUUUUAG
Molecule: messenger RNA, 2193 nt
Organism: Vicia villosa (hairy vetch)
Lineage: Eukaryota; Viridiplantae; Streptophyta; Magnoliopsida; Fabales; Fabaceae
Exons: 6
Coding region: 1-2193 (730 amino acids)
Molecular function (GO): RNA-DNA hybrid ribonuclease activity; nucleic acid binding
Source: RefSeq, a predicted model, not a curated record